This is a messenger RNA of Paramuricea clavata, 264 nucleotides long. The record is from the annotation of a GenBank genome assembly. Lineage: Eukaryota; Metazoa; Cnidaria; Anthozoa; Malacalcyonacea; Plexauridae.
UCGUAUGGCGGAUUUUUAACUUCAUAUAUACUCAGUACUCAAGAUGGUCGCGUGUUCCAAAGCGGAGUAGCUGUCGCCCCAGUUACAGAUUGGAGAUAUUAUGGUUGGUUCAUUGAUCUUUACAUGAACGUAUUUCUGAAUUAAGUAAUGUCUCUGCAUGUAAUUAAAAAAUAACUACAUGUUUGUUUGUUCGCAUUAGAUUCAAUUUACACAGAAAGAUAUAUGGGAAUGCCAAACAAGAACGAUAAUUUGAUUGGCUACGAG